ACGUCCCUUUAAAAAAAGAGGCAGCCAUCCAGAUGAGAAACUCUUAGUCGGCAACAAGCCAUUAUCCCAGAACACUGGACUACGACGUAGUAGAUACAGCGCACUCUCGCUAAGACAGCUUGACCAGUUCUUUUUCACAGCAGCUACAAUGACCGUGAACUUCUCCACUGUAAUUUAAGGGGACAGCUUAAGAGAAUGUCCUCCAGACUGACGAUGCUGGUGAUUCUUCAUCCGUGUCCACUGGUGGGAACCAGUCUUCAUGCCCUGUUUCCCUCCAGACCCUCUGACUAGGGGACUGACAGACCUGCGAUGCUCUGAGAGACAGUUGGUCAGGCUAUCUGAUUCAGGAGGACUAUUUGAGGACUGUGUAGUGUCCAGGUAGCUGCCAUGCUGUGGCCUCCUUCCCCCCUGCCCUGGUCGCUGCUCCUGCAGGCCCUGCUGGUGUGUGUGAGUCUGGGGGAGCCAACCGAGGAGCCAUCUGGAAGUAGCAGCACCGCUAACACAACCAGCCCUUCUCCUGCUGCCUCUCUCCAGAACCUCUCCAUCCAGCACGGACCCUGCAGCUACACCUUCCUUCUGCCUGAACACAGGGCUGGGGCUGGGGGUCCUGUGUGCUGGCACGGGGCGUCAGGGGGGCAGGACGGGGAGAACACACUGCAGGGGGAUCCUCCCCACCAGCCUCCCAACCCCCCGAGCUCGAGGAUCCAACAUCUGGAAGACCUCAUGGAGAACUACACUCAGUGGCUCCGCAAGAUUGAACGCUACGUGAAGAACAAUCUUGGGGGGGAGAUGGCUAAAAUGCAGCAGAAUGCAGUACACACCCAAACUGCAGCCAUCUUGGAUUUGAGCACCAACCUCAUCUCCCAGACUGCUCAGCACACCAGGAAGCUGACGUAUGUAGAGACCCAGGUGUUGAAUCAGACAUCGAGGUUGGAGAUCCAGCUGUUGGAGAACUCCCUGUCCACCAAUAAGCUGGAGACUAGGCUGCUCCAGCAGUCUACUGACAUCAGACAGCUGCAUGACAAGAAUGGCAUGCUGGAACAACGGAUCCAGGAAACAAAGCUUCGCCAUGGAGACGGUUUGGAAUCCCUACUCGGUGAGAUGUCCGGUCUGCGCGUGCUCCUGGUCAGGCAGAACGCAACGAUCGCCGCGCUGCAGACCCGCCUGGAGCAAGCCAUAGGGAACAACAGCAUCCUGAUGAGCCAGCAGCAGCAGCUUACCGACACUGUCAACAACCUGCUCAUACUCUGCUCCAAGGACAGGGUGGCCUUGCCCAGCUUGAAGCAGAGAGAUGAGGAGAGGAGGUUCAGGGACUGUGCUGACGUCCACCAAGCAGGCUUCAACAGCAGUGGGGUUUACACCAUCCAUAACUCGGUACUGGACACCAGGAAGGUGUACUGUAACAUGGAGUCAUCCCGGGGCGGGUGGACGGUCAUCCAGCUCAGGUCAGAUGGGACCACAGACUUCCACCGCACCUGGAAGGAGUACAAGAUGGGUUUCGGCAGUGUGUUUGGAGAGCACUGGCUGGGUAACGAGCUGCUCUUCCUGCUGACCAGCCAGCGUCCGUACGUCCUGAGGGUGGACCUGACUGACUGGGAUGGACAGACAGCCUUCUCCCUGUACGACCGCUUUGCCGUCGCCAGCGAAAAACACAACUACAGGCUGUUUCUUAAGAGCCACAGUGGGACAGCUGGAAGACAGAGCAGCCUGGUGAUCAACGGAGCCGACUUCAGCACCAAGGACAAGGACAAUGAUAACUGCAUCUGCAAGUGUGCCCAUAUGCUGACUGGGGGUUGGUGGUUCGACGCGUGUGGGCCCUCCAACCUGAAUGGGAUGUAUCACUCUCAGGGCCAGAACACGGGCAAACUCAACGGCAUCAGGUGGCACUACUUCAAAGGCUCUAGCUACUCUCUCCGCUCCACCACCAUGAUGAUUCGGCCUCUUGACUUCUGAGACAGAGAGAGACGGAGUGCUUCAUUUGACAUGCCUGUCCAGCGCUACUUUCCUCUGGGCGAGUCAACAGCUGAUUCUAAUCCCCUAUAUCACCGCUGUAAUUUGCCGUAUACCACUCUUGUCAAUAUUAUGAGAGUUGGUAGGAUGACAUGUUUGCUGAAAGACUUGUGUCCCUUUGGAAAAGACAGUGUGUAACUUAUUUUAUCAGCCACCAUCUGAACCCCAUAGAGCCAAUAUCAGCUCUGUAUACAUGGUCCGUUUACAGUCUUUUUCAAAUGCUUACACAAUUUUUUUUUACUUGUCCUCUUUUUUUCAAAACUUAACACACAUAUCCAACAACUGCACACACACAAUGCAAAAUGCCUCGCUUCUCUUGCAAAAUGAAGCACUGCAUUCAAAAUAUCACAAACACGUCUCAAAAGCACACAUUUGUCUCAUGUUGCGAACACUAUUGCCAUUAUAUUAAAUUUUUGGAUACAUCAUAUACACACAGUUAUUCAAAACCUAAAGCUCUUCUUUCAUGAGCUCCUUUGUACAUUUCUGUACAAGAUUGGCAGAGAUGAUGACAAAUUCAGGGUAAACACGAAAACAAAAUUUAAACCAAACUUUUUUUUUACUAAAAGCAUUUGUGGUUGUGAAUACAGUAUUACACCGAACAAAUGAAAGAGUGUAGUAGGACAGAAACCAAACUUCAGUAAUUUUGAAAAAGGUGUUUACGGAAUGGUGUCUGUGUGUGUGUGUCAUGAACUGUAGCAUACAGUAAUGUAUACUAUGUUCUACAAUAUUGUCAGAAUGUGUUCUUACAGUCACUGUAUUGUUACACGGUAUGAUACAGUAAUCCACCAGACUGUGACCAAUAAUGCAGUGCAUUGCAGUCAAUGGAUGCAUGGGUGCUACGUAAAAUAUACGUUUGUUUGUAGUAUAUGUUGUGUUGUGCUGAAACAGCUAUUACAGUAUGUGUACAUUAGAACAUGUGUAUAUUACUGUAUAUUGUUACAUACCUGUACACUUUUUACAGUAAAGGUUCAAAUUAUACCCACCACUGUAAAUCAACUCAAAUUAGGCUAUUGUAUAGGCCUAUUCUAAAGCCAUGAUUGGUUGGUGUUGAGUAAAGCAAUGAGUGUUUGCACAUGUGAGUUGGUGUAAGGCACUGAUGAAAUUGUGUGUCAUUUUGAUUGGUUGUGUUUUACAGUUUUUCGCAAUUGCUUAAACACAUUUCUUGAAACAGUCAACCAUUUUCUCAAAACUGUAAACACAAAACCAAAUAUCCAAACUCCAUCUCCAAAAUCUCUGACUCUUCUGGCAAAAUCAAACACUCGCUCCUAAACCAUGUAACCUGUGCUCAAAAUCAAACUAUGCUUUCAGAUCAUAAACACUACCAAUCAAUAUAUAAACACUAUCGAGCAAGCAUUAGACACAACACAAAAAAAUGGAGAACACAGUAUCCGGCCAUGUAGUUACAUGUAAAGAAGAAUUUAUUUACUAUGUAGCAAUAAA
This is a messenger RNA of Hypomesus transpacificus, 3450 nucleotides long. RefSeq names its product angiopoietin-1-like. Bases 388 to 1953 code for a protein of 521 amino acids. The record is from RefSeq and is a predicted model, not a curated record. Lineage: Eukaryota; Metazoa; Chordata; Actinopteri; Osmeriformes; Osmeridae. The transcript has 9 exons.